AGAUGGCACCCCCAGUGUUCAUCCCUCGGCCGGAGACAGAGGAGCUGGUCGAGUGGGUGCUGGAGGAGGUGGCCCAGAAGCCCCGUGCGGUGGGAGCCCAAGGCGGCCCCCUCAUCCUGGAGGUGGGCUGUGGGUCGGGAGCCAUCUCCCUCAGCCUGCUGAGCCAGCUGCCCCAGAGCCGAGUCAUCGCUGUGGAUAAGGCAGGAGCCGCCAUCUCCCUGGCCCGAGAGAACGCCCAGAGGCUUCAGCUGCAGGACAGGAUCCGGAUCGCCCCCCUCGAUGUGACCUUAGAGGGCAGCUGGGCACAGCUUCUGCCCUGGGGCCCCAUGGACCUGCUCGUCAGCAACCCUCCCUACGUCUUCCACCAGGACAUGGCGCAGCUGGCCCCUGAGAUCCGCAGCUACGAAGACCCCGCAGCCCUGGACGGCGGGGAGAAGGGCAUGGACGUCAUCGUGCACCUCCUGGCCCUGGCCCCUCGGCUCCUGAAGGACUGCGGAAGCCUCUUCUUAGAAGUGGACCCCAGACACCCAGAGCUGGUCGGCAGCUGGCUUCAGAGCCGGCCGGGCCUGUCCCUCGAGCUCGUGGCUGUGCGCAAGGACUUCUGCGGGAGGCCCCGGUUCCUGCAUAUCCGGAGGUCUGGGCCGCACGGUGGCUGCCCUGUGGACGCCUGGCCAGUGCCCCAGCCUGCCGGAGUGCCCGGAUGACACUUCCUCCUGGACUGCUCCUGGGAGAGGUGGGCGCCUUCCAGAGCUGGUGCUGGCGCAUUCCCACGGCUCUGGGUGCCCUGCUCUCCAUUUUAGGAGACUUGGGGCAAAAGGAAGGGAGGGGUGUCCUUCCUGCUUCCCGGGGCAGCAAAGAGCAAGGGCACCCCCAGUCCAGCUCCGGAGCUGAGGGACCCAGGGGCCCAGUCUGGCUCCGUCCCACCGGCAGGGCCAGUGCAGCUGCUUAGCGUCUCUGGUGGGACAGCUCGGGAGCGGGGAGAGCUGGCCAAUAAAGUGUCAAGGGCG
Messenger RNA from Myotis lucifugus (little brown bat), 1007 nucleotides. It is a transcript of the gene HEMK1, whose product is annotated as HemK methyltransferase family member 1. Gene Ontology annotation, cellular component: mitochondrion. Bases 3 to 704 code for a protein of 233 amino acids. Gene Ontology annotation, molecular function: protein methyltransferase activity; nucleic acid binding. The transcript has 8 exons. Gene Ontology annotation, biological process: protein methylation. Lineage: Eukaryota; Metazoa; Chordata; Mammalia; Chiroptera; Vespertilionidae. The record is from RefSeq and is a predicted model, not a curated record.